Messenger RNA from Carassius gibelio (silver crucian carp), 3939 nucleotides. RefSeq names its product probable G-protein coupled receptor 101. The transcript has 2 exons. Gene Ontology annotation, cellular component: membrane. The coding region runs from base 597 to 1898 and encodes 433 amino acids. Gene Ontology annotation, molecular function: G protein-coupled receptor activity. Gene Ontology annotation, biological process: G protein-coupled receptor signaling pathway. NCBI's taxonomy places the organism in Eukaryota, Metazoa, Chordata, Actinopteri, Cypriniformes, Cyprinidae. The record is from RefSeq and is a predicted model, not a curated record.
ACUGGAUGUGAUCAGCGCGAUUAUUUAUUGUGGGAGCUUUGUGUUUAAGUGCACUCGAGAGCACCGAAGGCGUUACAGUGUUAAUGAGCAGAACGGUGUGCUGCUGAUGAUGACAUGUAACCGCUGUGACUGCUGUAUGUGCGCCACCGCAUGUUCACAAGCAGGUUACAGAAAUCCACGGCGGUUUAUUGAAACAAUCUGCUCGUGCACCACCAGCGAGCGCUUGAUUGAUGCUUCUCCAUCUCUGAAUGAAGUGCUGCAGAGGACGCGACUGUCGUUGAUGACACCGAGGAGACUAAAAUGGGAGAACAUCACCUGAGCCCUGCUUCCAGAGAAGAGACAGACACAAAGGCGACUGACAACCGACAGCCAUUCGAAAAGAGCCGAACGGAUGCUUCGUUUCCAAUUAUCGUUACACGAACUGACAAGUGUGAACAUUCGUCUAAGAGGGAUCAGGAUGUGCUGAACAUUUCUUCUUGUGUUACAUCAUCUUUCAAGGUGUGAAGAGUGACAGUACAGUUGUCGGACCUUCAGGCUGGUGUUGGUGAUAUCCGAAAGGCUCCUAAUGCGUAAUCUCCCACCUUGUCUCUGUCACUAUGCCCACCUUUCCACCUCUGGGCAGUAACUCCAGCACAGUGCCCUGGGACCCCGGCGCACCUUCUCUGGUGAACAGCAUGGUGAAGAUGGUGCUCAUAUCGGUGAUCGUGUGCACAUCGCUUUUUGGAAAUGUUGUUGUGCUACUGGUAUUCCAGCGCAAGCCGCAACUUCUCCACGUUGCCAACCGUUUCGUGCUUAACCUGCUCCUGGCCGACCUACUGCAGACGGUGUUUGUCAUGCCCUUCGCCAUCGCUGCCACCGUGCCUGAGGUCUGGCCGCUGGACGCCCGACUCUGCCAAGCCCUUGUGGUGCUCAUGCACCUGUUUGCAUUUGCUGGCGUCAACACCAUCAUCGUGGUAUCCGUAGAUCGCUAUUUGGCCAUCAUCCACCCGCUGUCCUACCCCACACGAAUGACACCUCACCUGGGUACCAACCUGAUCGCUCUCACAUGGCUUCUUAGUGUGCUUCAGAGCACUCCGCCGCUUUAUGGAUGGGGAACCAUCGAAUUUGAUCUGCGCCACAAAGCCUGCACUGUUGUUUGGUCCUCAAGCUACUCGUAUUCAGCCCUGGUGUCUGCACUUUCGUUCUGGCUGCCUGUGGUGAUCAUGCUUUGCUGUUAUUGGAUGGUAUUCAGGGCGGCAAGGCGGCAGAAUGCCCUCGUUCACCCUAUCCAAUCCAAUCGCCCUCCAGAUUCCCAAGCAUCCUGUUCCAGCCCCCAAAGGCAUCCCCAACCAGAAGGCCCCUUUUCAGCCUCUUAUCCCAUCAGAACCCGCCAUAGACGCUUCCAUUAUCACUGUAAGGCUGCGCGGGUGGUGUUUGUCAUCAUGGCGUCCUAUGUGUUCAGCAUGGGCCCGUACAGUGUGCUAAGCACAAUAUCCAUUUACUCUAGUGCAAUGGUGCCACCCUGGUUGGCCUCGAUGGCGCUCAUUCUCUUCUUUCUGCAGUGCUGCUUACACCCCUACAUCUACGGCUACAUGCACCGCAGCGUACGCAAGGAGUUCCUGGCUCUGCUCUGCGGGCCACUGUGCGGGCAGGGCCGGAUCAGUCAGGGCUCCGGCGUGGACAGUUGCUUCACGGUGACGGAUGGACGCAUGGCACACACUCAUCUCUCAAGCCAGGCUGCCCGAGUGUGUCCUCUCCAAACCUGGGAGGAAGGCACCGUGUCUUCUUCCCCUACAGAGAGGAGGUCCAAAGACAGCCGUAAGGAAACCACCUCCAUCAGUCUGAGCUCAGAGAAGGAGCUCACGGUACACAGCAACACCAACAAACAACAUGAGGAAACACCUACAGGCAAAUUCUGAACAGAUCUGGGGUUUAUACAUCUCUUCUGGUUUCCAUUUAGGGCACAAUUUGGUACUUUUGAAUCAAAUACUGUGCCUUUAAACACAAGCUCACACUCUCAGACAGAAAGGUACAGAAACUGUCACUGAGACAGUAUCCUUUUAAAAUGUACUAUUUUGUGCCAUUUAUUUACUAAUAUGUACAUUUUAAGUGAUAUCAUGUACCUUUAAGAUACUAAUAUGAACCAAAAUAUAGGGAACAAAUGGUCCAAAAUGUCCUUUAUUAAAAGGCACCAAGUCUGAGAAGUAAUCUGAGAAUGCAGAUUUGUGACCCUGGACCACAAAACCAGUCUUAAGUGUCAAUUUUUCAAAAGCUGAAUAAACAUGCAUUCCAUUGAUGUAUGGUUUAUUAGGAUUGGACAAUAUUUGGCCAAGGUUGAAAAUCUGGAAUCUGAGGGUGCAAAAAUAAAUAAAUAAUCAAAAUACUCAGAAAAUAACCCUUUAAAGUUGUCAAAAUGAAUUCUUAGCAAUGCAUAUUGCUAAUCAUAUAUUACGUUUUGAUAUAUUUACGUUAGGACAUUUACAAAAUAUCUUCAUGGAACAUGAUCUUUAUGUAAUAUCCGAAAUAUUUUUGGCAUAAAAGAAAAAUCGUUAAUUUUGACCCAUACAAUGUUUUUCUGGUGACUUAAAACUAGUUUUGUAAUCCAGGUUCCCAUUUGUUCUGCUAUAUGUAACCAUACGUGUUCCUAGUUAUGCUAUGGACUUACUUUAUGGUUAGUAUCUACAAAAAUAACAUUGACCACAACAACAGAAAAGCCUAGCAAACGUAUUUUCUUGGCUGGAUAAUAGACUGUUUAAAUUAUCUAUUAUUCAAGAGUUAGAUUUAUUUAUUUAUCUUAUAUUCAAAAAUAUGUUUUAAAUAAAUUAACACGUAUUCAGCAAGGAUGCAUUCAGUUGCAUUAAAAUGCACUGAAAUCAUGAUGUUCACAAAAAUAUUAAGCAGCAUAAUUGUUUUCAAUAUUGAUAUUAAGAAGUGUUUCUUGAAUGUCAAAUUAGCAUAUGAAUAAUUUCUGAAGGAUCAUGAGACACUGCAGACUGGAGUAAUGGCUGCUAAAAAUUCAGCUUUGCCAUUACAUAAUUAAUAUACUUUUAAAAUAUAUUAAAAUAGAAAAGAGGUAUUUAAAUUGUAUUGUUUCAUAUUAUUACUGUUGCUGUAUUGUUGUUCAAAUAAAUGCAGCCAUGAUGGGCAUAAGAGGCUUGAAAAAAUGCUUUAAAAAUGUUAUCAACCUUAAACUUUUCAAUGGUAGUGUUUACUCUGUGAAUGGGAAAGUGGCUGAAAAUAUACCAUCAUUUGCAGUAUUUGUCAUGGUUAUUUAAACAGACUAAAAAUAAGGUCUGAAUAUUAAUUUAAUACACAAGGCUUGACAUCUAAUGUCUUUUAUGUGUGGUUUAAAAUAGAAAAUAUUGGAGACAUAGUAUAAAGUGCUCCAUCAAAAACAGAAUAUUGAUUUUCCUUUAGUGUUUUGAUAUAAUUCUUACAAUAUUAUAGGGAGUAAAAUGUUGGAAAAAUAUUUUUUUGAGACAGCGUAUAGUAGUGUAUAACAUGUCUAACAAAAUGAAUGUUCUUUGUAUACAUCCAUGUCAAAUGUAUUGCUACUUUAUAAUUUAAAGACAAAGUAUUCCUUAUGUUAAAUGAAUUUAGAAUACAUGUGGAAAGAUUUUGGUCUAUUUUUCUAAGCAUACACAUAAACUUUUUUAUACAACUGAUUCAUUGUCACUGGAAUCAACGUUCUCUUACAGGAACAAUGUAAAUUCAAGCAAAAGGAAGCUAAAUUGAAAAUAUAUAUAUUGUUUAUUUAUUGUUCAUGCACCAAUAAUACUUAAGCGAUGAAUCACAUCAGCAUUAGGGUAUGGGUCACUGUAUUUCUGUUUGUAUAUAAAAGGUGUGUAAUGUGGAGGGGUUUCAGUGUUUUGAAGAGGGUGAGUCACAUGAAAACUGUCAAGAUCAUGUCUGAUUAUAUUUAACCCCAAUAGCAGAGAGAAAAAAAGAAAAUGAACCCUU